Messenger RNA from Caenorhabditis elegans, 646 nucleotides. It is a transcript of the gene C28C12.1, whose product is annotated as Transcription termination factor Rho. Lineage: Eukaryota; Metazoa; Nematoda; Chromadorea; Rhabditida; Rhabditidae. The record is from RefSeq and is marked reviewed. The transcript is spliced from 5 exons. Bases 1 to 603 code for a protein of 200 amino acids.
AUGAUAAACAUUUUAAUUGGCAUUGGAAUUUUGCAUAUUUUGCCACUUUAUGUUUUGACAAUGUGCAUAAAGAAGAAAACAUCUUCAAAGUCUAGAUUAUCACCUAAUGGAACACCUAAGCCGGCAUCUCAGCCAGCACUCAGUCCACUUGAUUUGACUCCUGCAAAGAAAGUAGAAGAAAAAGUAAUUGAGGAAAAAAAGGUUGAAAAUAAUCCAAAAAAAGAAGAAGAGCCAGUGAAAGAUGGAAAAGAAGUUGUACAGGAUCAACCAAAGAAAUCAUCAAGAGAAAAGGAUAUGAUGUUGAAAGAGAAAACGGCAAUCGAUUUUAGUGGAGACGAUAAUAAGAAAAAGGAGACGAUGCAAGUUUCAAAAACAAAGUCUGCAAGAAAUAACAAACAGAAAAGCGACGUAAAGGAAAGUGCUACCCCAGGAGAAGACGAUGAGAAGGAAAAAACGAAAACGGAAGGAGCAAAUGGAAAAACUGAUGAGGAAGGAACAGAGAAGAAGGAACCAACAAUGACCGAGUCGAGAAAGGAAAUGCUAAGAGAAGAUGAUACUUUAAGAGAUACAAAGUCAAUUGGGAAACGGCAAAAGAAGGAAUGAGUGCACUUGAAAAUGAUGAGAGAUGAAUGAAAUAUUUUGAAUU